Dentiscutata erythropus is the source of this 156-nucleotide messenger RNA. NCBI's taxonomy places the organism in Eukaryota, Fungi, Glomeromycota, Glomeromycetes, Diversisporales, Gigasporaceae. The record is from the annotation of a GenBank genome assembly.
CAUAUUGAAGAAGCAGGACAUUGGGUGAUGGUAGAACAAACAAAUCAACUUCAUAAAUACAUUGAAGAAUUUCUUGAAAAUUUAAAGAAAAUUGAAGGGCAGUCUCAAGUGAUGCAAGAUUUCAGAAAAAUACCUCGGAAUAAUUCAAAAUUGUAG